Molecule: messenger RNA, 2559 nt
Organism: Arabis nemorensis
Lineage: Eukaryota; Viridiplantae; Streptophyta; Magnoliopsida; Brassicales; Brassicaceae
Source: the annotation of a GenBank genome assembly
AUGGAGAUUUCUCCGGCGGAAAACAACGUCGGUGACUCCGGCGAAGCUGUUCCGACAGAAGUAACGAAACACGAAGACGGAGACACUUGUCGGAUUUGCCAAUCACCGGAGGAACCAGAUAAUCAACUGAGGCAUCCCUGCGCUUGUCGUGGUUCUCUCAAGUAUGUCCACACAAAUUGUCUCUUUCUCUGGAUCAAUCGCCGUAGAACCAAACAUUGCGAGAUUUGUAAGCGUAGCUACUCAAUUGUUCCGGUUUAUUCCGAUAACGCACCAGAGAGACUUCCAUGUCAUGAAUUCUUAAUGGGAAUGCUACUGAGAGCAUUUCGUUUCAUGAAUCUGAUUUUCCCUUGGGUUUUGGUGAUUCCUUUCCACUCAUAUUGCUCUUCCUUUAUUCAUUGGGACAAGGGUACUGAUUUAGAAGAGUUUGAACUGUCCUCGGGAUUUCUUGGUCUUAUUUACACCUUUAAGACUGUGUGUGACAUCACCAAUUUAGUUGUUUUAAGAGUGGCCAUGGAAGAGCUUGUAAGGAUACAACCCGAGUUGGUUAACCGUGUGGUCUUCAUAGGGAAUGAUCUUAGGCAUAGAGGUGUUACUGGAAUUGUGCUGGUGUUAGUGAAUUAUAUGCGGAUUCUCUGUGAUUGGUGGCAUGAUCAGCUCUUACAGUUAUCAUUCUUCCGUAUCUUUGAUAGGGGACCUCUCGCACUAGCUUUUGUUCCUCGAAACACGCAGCUUCAUGAGCUUGGAGCCAUCAGGAGAUUUCUUUUCUUUCUUGAUGACAACACUUUUGCUGUUUUUGCCAUCAAUAUCUAUUGGUCUUUCAUCGACCUUCUUUUACCAUUUUCUAUUGGCCGAGCUGUCUUAGCGUUCCUACGUUGUUUUCCAUACAGUUGGAUAUGGGAAAAUGUACCUGAGAUUGCUGUUGGGAAUAUGGUUAUAGUUUUGGUGUUUUUUGCUUACCUUGGAAGCGUCUUUAAUCUGCCUCGAAACAUAUUUUCAACCAGAUUCAGAUUGUUUUCACUGUCAGUUAAGGAUACAUUCAUCUUGUGUUUUAAAAUCGUCGUUCUACCUUGGUCACUUGGUUGCUGGCUAGAUUUCUGCACUUUCCCUAUUAGCGGAACGACAGUUUCCCAAAGGCUUGAGGUUCCUUCAGACUAUCCACUCAUGGCUGCCAAAAAUUGGUAUAUAGGACUCUGUUACUUGUGUGUUGCUUUACGGUGCAUGGAACUUAUCCAAAAGCUGGUUCAGAAACGAGCCUUUUGGUAUCUCCUAGAUGUCACAGAACCAAACUACAAAAUCACCAAGCUGCAUCUUGGUCAUAUUCUCUUGGCGUUUGCUUUCCACGGGGCAGUGGUGGUGAUUGUGUUUCACUUACCAAUAAAGACAAUCUCUCUCAUCAGCCGGUCCUUUUUCCCUCUCCAUGUCGGGGUCUACGAGGACGAAUUUGUGGUUGGCUUACUCGGUGCUUGUUUGUGCGUAACUGUAUUCGGCCCCAGGUGGUUAGUCAACUUUAUUAUACCAUCCAUCACACCCAUAGUUCACGAGUGGGUUGUCACUGUCAGUUCUUGGCUCAAGUUGAGUGAUUUCUUGCUUGGAGUGCCCCGAAGAGAAGGUUUUCACAAUGUGAGACCGCUGUUUCGAGCAUUUGGCAUAGCUGAAGGCUCUAUUGUCAGUUUGUAUGGAUCUCAGAGCGAUACUACCUGUGAAAAGGAUACUAACGACCAAAAAGAUAAAAGGUUUAUGCUGAGGAUUGGACUGAUGUUGGUUCUGGCUGCUUUGAGUAUGUAUCUUGUUAGUACAACCUUCAUGGCUUUACCAAUUUUGGUGGGAAGGGCGUUCUUCCACUCUAUCUCUUUCUUCAUGCUAAGUCUCGGACUUGAACAUGACGAUAUUUGGGCUUUCUGGAUUGGAUUUUCUGUCUUGCGAGGAACCUAUAUCUUUACAUGCUUUGCCUAUGAUCAUAUCGUGAGGGGAAGAACCGAUGUGCUUCUCAACCAUGUCUUGAUGUGCAUACGGAAUGUCUUGUUAUUCUCUAUAUGGAUCAUUGUCAUACCGAGAUUGGUCGGUCUACUUCUCGACCUCAUGAUCAUCAUCCCAUCACGAGUUCCGCUAGACGAAUCCCCGAUAUAUAACUUGUUCCACGAGUGGUUGAUCGGUGGGGUGGUCCUUCACACCUGGAUCAUACUGAAUACGCUCACACGGAACAACCGCUUCACGACUGCGGCAUGGCGAGAGAAGCUUCAGAGAGUAAGAAGCCUCGGAAUCAACCGACUUCCCUUUAAGUGGCUGAUUCGAGAUGUUAUUGGCUCGAUCAUAAACACACUUUUAACCAGUCUCUGCGUCCCUUACGUGGUGGUGAAGUCUCUGUUCCCGGUUCUUGGAUUUUCCGGUGAAGUCAACUUAACCGUCCAGCGGUUAAUUUGGCCGGCGUUCCUAGCCUUGAUCGUAGUAUGGUUCAGUGCCAAGCUCACUCUUGAUCUCAUCAUUUACCUUCACCAAGUGGAAUUCGAUAAUCGAUACAAAAUCGGCGAGAAGCUGGUCGAUUUCAUUGAAGAUCUUUAG